AUAGGUUCAGUGGCACCACAUCUAACACUUCUCCACUCUUUUCAAACUAAGCAAAACUUCCUUCUUUCGAGUCCAGUUCUUACUUCUCAGUCACAGUUCAUAAAAUGGCUCCAACAAUGGCAGUUUCAUCCGCUACCAAUUCCUCCUUUGAUCUAAAUGAUUUUGUCAUAAACAAAGGAAAUGGAGUGAAGGGUCUUUCUGAUCUAGGCCUAAAAAGCCUUCCUAGACAAUAUAUCCAACCUCAAGAAGCUUUGAUCAAUAUCAUCCCACAAGAUUCUAUACCUGUUAUUGAUAUGUCUAACUUUGAUAGUGACCCAGAAAUUGCAGAAUCAAUCUGUGAUGCUGCGGAGAAGUUUGGGUUCUUUCAGCUUGUUAAUCAUGAUGUUCCUGUAGAAGUUCUUGAUGGUGUUAAGGAUGCAACUCAUCGUUUCUUUGGGUUACCAGCAGAGGAGAAGAGGAAAUUCUCCAAGGAGCAUUCUUCUACCAACAAUGUUCGAUUUGGCACCAGCUUCAGUCCUGAUGCAGAGAAAGCUCUUGAAUGGAAGGAUUAUCUUAGUCUCUUUUAUGUCUCCGAGGAUGAGGCUUCUGCAUUGUGGCCUUCUGCUUGCAAGGAUGAAUGCCUGGAAUACAUGAAGAGAUCCGAAGUUCUUUGCAGAAAGCUAAUGACAGCACUAAUGGAGAGAUUGAACGUGAAGGAAAUAGACGAAACCAAAGAAUCUCUGCUAAUGGGAUCAAAGAGGAUUAAUCUUAACUACUAUCCAAAAUGUCCAAACCCUCAACUAACAAUUGGGGUUGGGCGUCACUCGGAUGUCUCCUCACUCACUUUUCUCCUCCAAGACGCAAUCGGAGGGCUUUACGUGCGAGUGAACGAAGGAAAGGGAGAAGAAGAUGGAUGGGUUCAUGUGCCGCCAGUUGAAGGAUCGCUAGUGAUAAAUGUGGGAGACGCAUUACAAAUACUGAGCAAUGGACGAUACAAGAGUGUGGAGCAUUGUGUGAUUGCCAGCGGAAGUAAGAACAGAAUUUCUAUCCCAAUUUUCGUUAAUCCAAAGCCAAGUGAUGUGAUAGGUCCAUUGCCUGAAAUUCUUGCAACCGGAGAGAAACCGAAAUAUAAGAACUUUCUCUACUCAGAUUAUGUCAAGCAUUUCUUCAGGAAGGCUCAUGAUGGCAAGAAAACUGUUGCAUUUGCUGAGAUAUGAUAUAUUAUAUUAGUUACUAGUAGUAUAUACAUACAUACCUGUUAUUUGCUGUAAUAACAGAUCAAAGUUGAGUCUUCUUGAUCAAAUAAACCUCAAAGAGGACUAGGUCAAGGAUGGUUUCUUUUGUUUAGUUUUUAGUUUCUGGCUUCAGGUUUGAUUGAGCUUCAUAAUGUACUCUGAAAAUCUAUUGUUUAAUUCAUCUUUUUCUUCUUUUGGUAUUUCA
This is a messenger RNA of Ricinus communis (castor bean), 1419 nucleotides long. Its product is annotated as feruloyl CoA ortho-hydroxylase F6H1-3. The record is from RefSeq and is a predicted model, not a curated record. The transcript has 2 exons. The coding region runs from base 105 to 1196 and encodes 363 amino acids. Lineage: Eukaryota; Viridiplantae; Streptophyta; Magnoliopsida; Malpighiales; Euphorbiaceae.